GCCCCUCCCUUUUCAGAGCUCCCCGUUCCUUAGAAACCAGGCGGCGCGUUCCGGGUGGCGGCGCCCUGGACUCCUGGGCCCGCGCAUCCCCGUCAGCCUUCCUUAAAGCGGAUGGGUGGCCGCCGAGACCCCCCCGGGACCCAUGGUCUCCAGUGCAGCGCAGAGUGGGCGAUGCCAGUGUGCCAGAGAACCCCAGUGGGUACAUCUCCCACACUUUACCUGCCCGCUUCUGACCCCCAGAUUGUCUCCAACUCUGCACCUCAGACAUGAUGUGGAGCCAUGUCUGACCAGGACGUUUGGAAGAUCAUAUCCAUGCUGGAGGCUCUUGUGAGGAGAUGAGUUGGUAAAGAGAGAGGCCGGGAUGAAGAUGCUGCCAGGAGUGGGCGUGUUUGGGACUGGCAGUUCCGCCCGAGUUCUGGUCCCGCUGCUGAGGGCAGAAGGGUUCACUGUUGAGGCCCUGUGGGGGAAGACUGAGGAGGAGGCGAAGCAGCUUGCUGAGGAGAUGAACAUCGCCUUCUAUACCAGCCGGACUGAUGACAUCUUGCUGCAUCAAGACGUGGAUCUGGUGUGCAUCAGCAUCCCCCCUCCACUCACCCGGCAGAUAUCCGUGAAGGCUCUAGGUAUUGGGAAGAAUGUGGUUUGCGAGAAGGCAGCAACAUCGGUGGAUGCCUUCCGGAUGGUGACAGCCUCGCGCUACUACCCACAGCUCAUGAGCCUGGUAGGGAAUGUGCUGCGCUUCCUGCCUGCCUUCGUGCGCAUGAAGCAGCUGAUCUCGGAGCACUACGUGGGAGCGGUGAUGAUCUGCGAUGCCCGCAUCUACUCAGGCAGCCUGCUGAGCCCCAGCUAUGGCUGGAUCUGUGAUGAGCUCAUGGGCGGCGGGGGCCUGCACACCAUGGGGACCUACAUUGUGGACCUGCUGACCCACCUGACCGGCCGGAGAGCCGAGAAGGUGCACGGGCUGCUCAAGACAUUUGUGAGGCAGAACGCUGCCAUCCGUGGCAUCCGGCAUGUCACCAGCGAUGACUUCUGUUUCUUCCAAAUGCUCAUGGGUGGGGGUGUGUGUAGCACAGUGACACUCAACUUCAACAUGCCGGGCGCCUUUGUGCAUGAAGUCAUGGUGGUAGGCUCUGCAGGACGCCUCGUCGCCCGGGGAGCUGACCUCUAUGGGCAGAAGAACUCUGCCACGCAAGAGGAGCUGCUGUUGAGGGACUCGCUGGCCGUGGGUGCGGGGCUGCCUGAACAGGGGCCCCAGGACGUCCCGCUGCUGUACCUGAAGGGCAUGGUCUACAUGGUGCAGGCCUUGCGCCAGUCCUUCCAGGGGCAGGGCGACUGCCGAACCUGGGACCGCACCCCUGUCUCCAUGGCUGCAUCCUUCGAGGAUGGGCUGUACAUGCAGAGCGUGGUGGAUGCCAUCAAGAGGUCGAGCCGAUCUGGGGAGUGGGAGGCUGUGGAGGUGCUGACGGAGGAGCCCGACACCAACCAGAACUUGUGUGAGGCACUUCAGCGGAACAACCUAUGAACCUGCACCUGGGCUUCUUGCCACAGGGCAGAGGGACCAGGGAGGGGAACAGCAGCCAGAUGUGACAGGGGCUUGGCCCUAGCAGAGAUGGUGUCUUUCAUUUAAUGAGUCUGGGUGAAGCCAGAGGUGGCCCUGGGACUUCACCCCUUCCAGCAACUCACCUGCUCCUCAGACUUGCAGGGUGGCAAAUGUUCUUGUUGGCCAGGUUACCACAGUGUGCACAGGGCAGAGCUGCCGCCGGGCCUCCUCAUGGCGAUGCCAGUGAGUGGGACUCGGAAAGGCUCACCCUGGUGAGCCCUUCAGCCUGAUCCGCAGUCCUAACGGUGAGAAAGCACUAAUAGGGCCAGCUCGGCUGAGGCCCGAGGAGAAAUGAUGAGAAGUUUCGUUUUCUUCUUGGGCUGGGACAUCUCAGGAACAGUGAGGGCAACAAGCUGUCCCUCAGGGACCCUCACCUGCCCUCCCAUGUGACCAGGCCCUUCCCAGGUGGGGACUGGGGCUUGCUUUAUUAAGUGAGCUCUCAGGCUUUUGAAGUAGGACAGAGGGCCCUGAUUUGGCAGAGAGGAGGCAAGGGAGGGCUUUAGAACAUCUGAGAAAUGUUAAUAAAUAAUUGAGAAAAUAGGA
This is a messenger RNA of Piliocolobus tephrosceles (Ugandan red Colobus), 2140 nucleotides long. It is a transcript of the gene GFOD2, whose product is annotated as Gfo/Idh/MocA-like oxidoreductase domain containing 2. The record is from RefSeq and is a predicted model, not a curated record. Gene Ontology annotation, biological process: extracellular matrix organization. Lineage: Eukaryota; Metazoa; Chordata; Mammalia; Primates; Cercopithecidae. Bases 362 to 1519 code for a protein of 385 amino acids. Gene Ontology annotation, cellular component: extracellular matrix. Gene Ontology annotation, molecular function: nucleotide binding. The transcript is spliced from 4 exons.